Molecule: messenger RNA, 1524 nt
Organism: Fonsecaea multimorphosa CBS 102226
Lineage: Eukaryota; Fungi; Ascomycota; Eurotiomycetes; Chaetothyriales; Herpotrichiellaceae
Exons: 2
Coding region: 1-1524 (507 amino acids)
Molecular function (GO): acid phosphatase activity
Source: RefSeq, a predicted model, not a curated record
AUGGAAGAUCUACCUCGCAUGGGUUCUGAAAAAGAGGUAUAUGACCUCUUCGUCCUCCGUCACGAUGGCUUCGGUCGAAGACAUUCGUCCCAAAGCAUUCAUCGAGGUCCCGUCUUUGUCAUCAUGAUCCUGGUACCGUUGGCGACUCUCCUUGUAUUCUUAGGCUGGAGCGGGGUCCAGGUAGGAAGCUCGACGCCUCCAGUAUCAGAUUCGUGCGACACCGUAGCGGCAGGUUUCCAAUGUCAACCCGCGAUCUCUCACUACUGGGGCCAGUACUCGCCCUACUUCACUGUGCCCUCCGAUAUCUCGGCAGAGAUUCCUGAUGGCUGCGAAGUUACGUUCGUUCAGAUCUUGUCCCGCCAUGGGGCCCGAGACCCGACCGCAUCCAAGACCAAGCAAUACAACGACACCGUCAAACAGGUCCAGGCCAAUGUGAAGAGCUUCACGGGACCCUAUGCCUUUAUCGCCAAUUAUUCGUAUACCCUCGGCGCGGACCAAUUGACGACUUUCGGCCAGGACCAGAUGGUCCAUUCGGGCACCAAAUUCUACAGUCGGUAUCGCUCUCUCGCAAAAUCCCUCGAUCCCUUCGUCCGUUCCUCGAGCGAGAACCGAGUUGUAGAGUCGGCCCUCAAUUGGACACAGGGCUUUCAUGCGUCGAGGCUGGCCGACAAGUCUGCGGAUGUCGACUUAGGCUAUCCGUAUCCGGUUAUUCUGCAGUAUGAAGGUGAUGGUUUCAACAACACGUUGAACCAUGCUCUCUGCACCGAAUUCGAGAACGGCACAGAUAGCGAGAUUGCUGAUGACGCCCAAGAUGCCUGGGCGAAGAUCUUCAUCCCUCCGAUCCAAGCCCGUCUCAACAGUGGUCUGCCUGGUGCCAAUCUCAGCAUUGGCCAGACAGUGGACAUUAUGGACCUUUGCCCUUUCAACACCGUUGCCAAUGAUGACGGCACCAUUUCUCCAUUCUGUGCCCUCUUCACCGAAUCCGAAUGGCACAGUUACGGCUACUAUCAGACACUGGGCAAGUACUACGGUUAUUCUUACGGCAACCCUCUGGGCCCGACACAGGGUGUGGGAUUCGUCAACGAGCUUAUUGCGCGGCUGACCAACACCUCUGUCCAAGACUACACGUCUACAAACCAUACUCUGGACGACAAUCCAGCCACAUUCCCCUUGGGCCGGAAACUGUACGCGGAUUUCAGCCACGAUAAUGAUAUGACGGCCAUCUUUUCCGCACUAGGCCUUUACAAUGACACGCUACCAUUGCCCAACACGACGAUCGUGGAGGCCAGUGCAGCUGGCGGGUACAGUGCUGCAUGGACCGUUCCGUUUGCUGCUAGAGCGUAUAUUGAAAAACUGCAGUGCCACGGGAAGUCGGAGGAGCUGGUUCGCGUGAUUGUGAACGAUCGUGUCCAGCCGCUAUCCUCUUGCCAGGGUGAUGGCCUCGGUCGUUGCACACUGGCUGAGUUUGUGGAUAGUCUGGGCUUUGCAAAGAUGGGUGGAUACUGGGGGCAAUGCUUCGUCUGA